AUGCAGGUGGAGGUAGACGUUAUGUACGAAAACAAAAUUUAUAAAGGGAAGUUAUACGCCGCUCUUGGGCGACGAGGCGGUCGUGUUGUAGGCAGCGACUUGCAAAGCGGCUCGUCAUCAUUCCGGGUGCACGCGCUGAUGCCCGUCGCUGAGAGUUUCAAAUUCGCGCUCGAGCUGCGCACGCACACCUCAGGCUUGGCGGCACCACAACUUAUGUUCAGCCACUGGGAGGUGAUAGACAUUGAUCCAUUCUGGCAACCACGUACAGAGGAGGAGUAUUUGCACUGGGGCGAAAAAUGGGACGGUGUGAACAGAGCUAAAGCCUACGUGGACUCAGUGCGAGCUAGGAAAGGACUGGCCACCGAUAAGCAGCUUGUACAGCACGCGGAAAAACAGAGGACUCUCUCCAAGAAUAAGUAG
Parnassius apollo (apollo) is the source of this 420-nucleotide messenger RNA. NCBI's taxonomy places the organism in Eukaryota, Metazoa, Arthropoda, Insecta, Lepidoptera, Papilionidae. The record is from the annotation of a GenBank genome assembly.